This is a messenger RNA of Mercenaria mercenaria, 3365 nucleotides long. RefSeq names its product bile salt-activated lipase-like. The record is from RefSeq and is a predicted model, not a curated record. NCBI's taxonomy places the organism in Eukaryota, Metazoa, Mollusca, Bivalvia, Venerida, Veneridae. Gene Ontology annotation, molecular function: signaling receptor activity; neurexin family protein binding. Bases 116 to 1909 code for a protein of 597 amino acids. Gene Ontology annotation, cellular component: cell surface; synapse. Gene Ontology annotation, biological process: neuron cell-cell adhesion; presynaptic membrane assembly; synaptic vesicle endocytosis. The transcript has 2 exons.
AAGAUCACCAUUUAUCAUAAGACUUCUGAUAAAGAUUAAGCAAACACACUAACCUUCAAUAAGGAUAUGUGGUAAGCUUGUGCAUCGUUUAAUUGAUUUUAAAAUUCACUACAAUAUGAAAUUCUAUAUAUCAAUCGUAUUACUUUGUCUCGUGAAGUUUACUGCGGCAAUGGAAACAGUUACGGUUGAGACAAAGGUUGGUGAAAUAAAGGGAUACGCACGGACGAUCGAACCAUUUGGGAAGCCUCUCAGAGUUCGACAGUUCCUUGGGAUACCUUACGCCGAACCACCAGUUGGUGCACUCCGGUUUCAGAAACCUGUGAUGAAACGAAGAAUGGAUGGUGUUUAUGAUGCCACGAACUACAAACCUGCCUGUUCACAACUCUAUAUAGAUCUUUUAGGAAAGCGGAAGAAUGGUUCGAUGCAAUACUCAAAUGACUGUCUAGUGUUGAAUAUUUACACGCCAGACAAUCUAGGAUCGAGUGUGAAGGUACCAGUUAUGAUUGUUAUUCAUGGUGGGGGUUUUGUCGUUGGAUCAUCAAACAUAUACUCAGGACAUAUAACAAGCGCGUAUGGAAACGUUGUCGUGGUAACUAUCAAUUACAGGUUAGGCCUAUUUGGAUUUUUGAGCACCGGAGAUUCAAACUUACCAGGAAAUUACGGACUCUGGGACCAACAUAUGGCUAUCCGUUGGGUUCAUGAAAAUAUUGCAGCCUUCGGAGGUGAUCCUGAACAAGUGACUUUAAUAGGGGGCUCAGCAGGUGGGGCAAGUGUGAUCUUCCAAGCAAUGUAUCCUGGUAAUAAAGGACUGUUCAAAAGAAUUAUUCCCCAAAGUGGAAGCAUAACAUGUCCAUGGGCUUAUCAACGCGACUCACUAAAGAAUGCCAAACGAAUGGCAAAUAUUGUUGGUUGUGCGACUGACGUAGAUUCGUCACAACUCGCAUCUUGUCUUAGGAAAAUUCCCGACGAAGCUUACAUGGAAGCUAUGAAUAAUCCUGCAAAUAACUACAGAAGAUUUCCUCUGGAAUUCGUAGUUUCUGUUGAUGGAGAAUUUGUCCCGUUAUCUACGUGGGGAAUGCUUCAUAGCGAGGUUGAUAUAGCAAAAGCAAGGCGGAGGUUCUUCCGCAGUAUUGAUGUUAUAGCAGGACUUGUGGAGGACGAAGGACACAUGAUGAUUACGCCUUUUGUAGGCGUUGAUAAUACAGACACAUUUUCCACGAACAGAUCGAACUUUGAAAAUGAAUUAGUUCCGGAGAUAAUUCGUGUAAUGUAUGGAGAAAAUAUUCCAGACAGUAUAAGAGCUGUCGUUGUUUCUGAAUACACGAACUGGAACGACCCUGAAAACAACGAUAAUACUUAUGACUCUUUCAUUCGCCUGAGCUCCGAUUAUGUGUUCAACAGUCAUACAAUUGACAUUACAAAAAUCCAUGCCACGAAAGAUGGGGACAAUUCCAACACGUAUCUUUACAUGUUCAAUGCUCUUCCCUCUCAGCACAUACUGUGGGUACCACCCACGUGGAAAAGGGGCUCAGUUCAUGCUGACGAGUGGGCAUUUAUUUUAGGGUACGAUUCUGAUACAGGAUUUACAAGCGCAACGGCUCCGUACGGUCAGGAGCCAGAGGAAUGGGAAAUUGAAAUGUCAAAAGUAGUCAUCAAGAUAUGGACAAAUUUUGCGAAAAGCGGGGAUCCAAACAAGCCUGAAAGUAUUCCAGUUGUAUGGCCAAAGUUCACUUUAGAAAAACAGCUGUAUCUCAACAUAAGUAGAGAUAUGUCAGUAGGAGAACGGUUAUUUGAGAGAGGAUACAAUUUUUGGACAAAUGUUCUGCCUGAACUUGUCAAGAUGACAAAGCCAGAAAAUACGAUAGAGAAAAAAUUGUAUUGCGAUAAAAACGGUGAUUGUCCACCGUAGUUAUAAAAAGAGCUUGAUGUACCGUUAGUGAACAAAUAUAUAUAUAAACAAGACUCCCGGCGCUCUUUCUGGGAGCACAUAAUAACGCAAUAGUCUUAAAAUUUAUCAAGAAGAUAAUCAUUAGAAAUAUUGUAAAGAAGAUCAAUUUUGUAAUAAAGACCUGAAAGUAUAAGAAAUAUAAGCCAAUAGAGAGGCUGAAAUUUCAAAUACAUGUGGGUGCGGUUUCUAGUAGCUACAAGGUCAGGUGCAUAUUUUAGCUUCACAUUAAUUUGCUUCUUCUUAUUGUCAUUAUAAGUGAUUAACAUGUAACGUUAUGUUACACGUUUUGAUUUGACUGUAAAGAAAAUUUAAAACAUUUAGCAUUAGUCAUGUCCCACUAGUAUGGAGAUAUCCAAAAGGAAUAUUAUGUAUUCUAACACGACCAGCUAAUAACCUACAUACUUGUAGAGCAACUCAAGUUAUUCUACGAUAACCCUAAUUUUGAUACUUAUUAUUUCUUAAAUGAGGUAGGACAUGUGUUCGCACCUGUCCGUCUGUUGGCCAUUUUGUUUCCACUUAAAAAUUUAAAAAUGCUUUGACUUGUUAUCCUAAAAUUGAUAUAAAUAUUAUUGCUCCUAGGCAGUGAAUGGUCUUGUUGCAUUUGAGAUCACUAAUUUAGUUUAAACAUAUUUUAUUGCCAAUAUAUACAUAUAUAAACAGAAAACUUCGUCAUUUGUACAUAAAAUAGACUAAAGGUUCGACUCACAAGUUCUCGCAACAUCAGUAACGGGUCUUCCCUAAUGCAAAUAUUUACAUAUUUAAUUUACAACAAUGCCAACUAAUUAAGCACAUGUGUGGUAAAUAAUACGUUUACAAUAUAAUAGCUACAAAAAAAGGAAAGAAAAAGAAAUAGCUGAAAUAUGUAUAAAGUACAAGUUCAUGUGUAAUUAUAUAAACAAACACAUUUGUGACUAGUGGCAGUGUAUAGAUAGAUGUAAGGGUAACAAAUGUGCAAAUAAAAUUGCAUUAACAUGUACUACAUUUGGGGAAAAAAAGAACAUAAAAAACGAGGAACGAGUACAUGUGUACUUAUAUAAACAAACACAUUUGUGACUAGUGGCAAUGUACAGAUAGAUGUAAGAGUAAAAAAGAUGCAAUUAAAUUGCAUUAACAUGUACUACAUUUGGGAAAAGGAACAUAAAAAAAGAAACAACUGAGGUCUUGUCAAUAAUAAACUUAUAUGUAUGAGUAAAUUUAAUAAUAUUGCCUGCUAAAUAUGGUGAGUCUCAAAAGCGUUUGGUUGAUUUUAUGUAAUGCUAGGUAAUGCUAGACUGAACAGAAUAUUUUGCAGUUGUCAUUCAGAAUUACAAACUAAAAGAAGUUGUGUAUUUAAAGGAUGAAAUUGCCUUAGAUUGUGGAAGAGUUUAAUCCUUUGAUUUAUAUAUUUCGUACAAAUAAAAAGAAAAUGUUUAACGUC